Dentiscutata heterogama is the source of this 1331-nucleotide messenger RNA. Lineage: Eukaryota; Fungi; Glomeromycota; Glomeromycetes; Diversisporales; Gigasporaceae. The record is from the annotation of a GenBank genome assembly.
AUAAUAAAAUUAAUGGUAAAUUUCAUGGUCAACUUCAUGAUCAGAAUGAUUUAGACCAUGAAAUUGAUCACGAAAUUGACCUCAAAAAGGAUGAUAUUAUUGAUGUUUUCCCUAAGACAAUAUCAACCUUAUUUCCUCUUUGGAAACCAUCUACCGAAAAAGUUGAGGAUGUAGAAAUAGAAUCAAAAGGAACAAACGAUAUGCUUAUUUUUCAACCUUUUAAUGAACUAUUAAAGGAACGAUUUGAAGGCUAUAUUCAGCCCAGAUAUGAACGAAUCGGUCAGCAACUUUAUGAUGCUUUAGUUGAGAAAUGUCGCUUAUGGAAGCAUUUACGUUCUCUUGCAGGGUUAUAUUUCAUGCAGCAAGGAGAAUCAAUGCACCUGUUAUGUGAUGUCUUAUUUGACAGGAUAGAUAAAAAACAAAUGUGGUAUGAUACAUAUAUUCUCAAUGAUAUUUUUUUGAAUACAGUGAGGAAAUGGAAAUGGUUGGAUGGAGGUCUGGUCAGCGUGUGGAUAGACGACAUACCUGGAAAAAAGCCUAAUAUCACUACUGUUAGAGUAUUUGAAAAAAUUGUCAUUGAGUAUCGGAUUCCAUGGCCUAUUAACAACAUAAUGCAAAGUAAAACCUUACAAUAUUACAAACGCAUAGCGGUUUUUCUACUCCAAGUGAAGCGAGCCAAGUAUCUUUUAGAACGUCUUUCGUUUUCACACUUAAGUAGGGACAAUGAAAUGGCAGAAAAGACAACUGCCAUGGUCUUGUUUUAUGGUGUUAGAAUUAAGUUAAUAUGGUUUUUGAAUACAAUAUGGGAUUACGCGAUGAGAAAUAUACUACUUUCGGAAACGGAAAAUUUUUACAAGAAAUUAGAAAAAGUUUUUGAUAUUGAUGAGAUGGUUUCAUUGCAUGACCACUAUAUUCAUGCUGUAUAUAAUCGAUGUUUGCUCAGUGAUAAGACCAUUCCCAUUCAUAAAUCUAUAUUAGACGUUCUCGACUUGACAAUUCAAUUCAGUAUACUUUAUACACGUUAUCAAGGAGAAAAUAUAUCUUUUUAUGAUCAUUCACGGGAUGGCAAAUCAAAGAAAUACGAAGAUACUUCAGACUCUGAUUCUGAUACAUUCUUAACGGAUGAUGACGAUGAUGAGUGGAAUGGGCAAAACACAAAUGGUGAACCUAUUAUACCUGUACAAGUAGACUAUGAAGUGUUCCUUGAAGGUUUAAGUAGAAUUGAUAAAGAGUUUAAUAGGAAUAAAGAGUUUAUAAGUAAUUCUGUUCAGACAAUUGCUCGAGUUGGUGGGUUCUGGUGGUUCGAUGCUUUGGCAUUAGCACUAGGCUGA